UCCUCUGACCGAGCGAGGGCUCCCCGUCUGCGGCGCGGUCAGGACCCCGCACUUUCGGCCCGGCUCGGGGUUCUCGGAGUCCGUCCCAAGGCCGGGCCGCACCACCGCUGGGGGGCAGCGAAGCGAGCCUAGAGGAGAAAAGGCGGUCCCCGCCGAGUGCACGCCGGGGGCGGGGCACGGCACGAAGGCUCCGUGGUCGGACUUCUGGGCUGUUCGGAGGCCCUGGCCCACCUGGAGGGCCCUGGAAGAGUUUCCAGCGCUUCCCGAGGUAGGCGUGAGAAGCUCGACGCGGACCACAUCUCCCUCAUGCACCGCCCGCACGUCCCAGGAUGCGCUGCGAUUAAGGUACUGCCGCGCCUCGUGUGCAAGGACAGACUUCCGGGGUCGAGAACUACAACUUCCGACUUGCAUCACUGCGGUGGCGCUAAACAGCGUCAGCGAGGCGGUGCCCGACGAUUUCCCUGUCUUCCAGUUCCGCUCCCUGGGAUCAGCGGCGAGAAGCGGGGCGGAGUCUGAGGCCCGAGCCAAGAUGGCGGCUGCGAAGCCAACCCUCACGGACUCGCUCUCGUUCUGCCUCGCGCAGCUCGCGGCGGCGGCCGGGGAGGCUCUGGGUGGGGAAAAGGACCCAGCGACCAACGAGACACCCCUGAGCCGCGCGCUCCUAGCCCUCCGCACGCGCCACAUCAAGGCAGCGGGGGGAAUCGAGCGCUUCCGGGCACGCGGCGGGCUCCGCCCCCUACUCGCGCUGCUACGGCGAGCGGCUGCAGCGGGUUCCGCCCCGUCCCAGGCAGGCCCCGGCUCCGCCCCCUCGUCGGCCGCGUCGGGAGCUUCUAGCCCCGCCCCCGCGUCGGGCCCCGCCCCCUCCGCUGUGUCGUCGUCUAGUCCUACGCCGCCAGUGCGCCUGCGCAAGACGCUGGACUUGGCGCUCAGCAUCCUAGCCGAUUGCUGUACGGAAGGGGCGUGCCGGACCGAAGUGCGCAGACUCGGAGGCAUACUCCCUUUGGUGACCAUUCUUCAGUGCAUGAAGACAGACAGCAUCCAGAACCGAACGGCCCGUGCCCUGGGGAACUUAGCCAUGGAACCUGAGAGCUGUGGGGACAUCCACUGUGCUGGUGCUGUUCCCCUGCUUGUGGAGAGCCUGACAGCCUGCCAGGACUCGCAGUGCCUACAGAGCGUGGUGCGUGCCCUCCGUAACCUGGCAGACUCACCCCAGCACCGCCUGGCCUUGGCACAGCAGGGAGCAGUGCGUCCGCUGGCCGAGCUCCUGGCCACUGCCCCAGAUGCUGCACUGACCUUAGCCCUCGUCCGUGCCCUCCUGGAACUCAGCCGAGGCUGCUCCCGGGCCUGUGCUGAGCAGCUAAGUCUGGGUGGGGGAUUGGGCCCACUCGUCAGCCUGGCUUCCCACCCCAAGCGGGCAGUACGCGAGGGAACCAUUCUGAUCCUCGCCAACCUGUGUGCCCAGGGCCUGAUUCGGCCUGCACUGGGCAAUGCUGGUGGCGUGGAGGUGCUGGUAGAUGAGCUCCGGCAGCGCCGGGAUCCUAAUGGAGCUAGCCCAACCUCCCAGCAGCCCCUGGUGCGGGCUGUGUGCCUCCUAUGUCGUGAGGCCAUCAACCGGGCCCGACUGCGGGAUGCUGGUGGCUUGGAUCUACUGAUGGGCCUGCUGCGGGACCCUCGUGCAAGCGCAUGGCACCCUCGUAUUGUGGCUGCCCUUGUGGGGUUUCUGUAUGACACUGGGGCCCUGGGCCGGCUGCAGGCUCUGGGACUUGUGCCUCUCCUGGCUGGGCAGCUGUGUGGUGAGGCUGGUGAGGAGGAAGAAGAGGGAAGAGAAGCUGCUUCCUGGGACUUUCCUGAGGAGAGGACCCCUGAGCGGGCACAGGGUGGAAGCUUCCGGAGCCUCAGGUCGUGGCUGAUCUCCGAGGGCUAUGCCACAGGCCCUGAUGACAUCUCCCCCGACUGGUCUCCUGAGCAGUGUCCGCCGGAGCCCAUGGAGCCGGCCAGCCCCGCCCCGACCCCGACCUCGCUGCGGGCACCACGCACCCAACGCACUCCGGGCCGCAGCCCCGCCGCCGCCAUCGAGGAGCCUUGGGGACGCGAAGGGCCAGCCCUGCUGCUGCUGUCGCGCUUUUCCCAGGCCCCUGACCCAAGUGGGGCACUUGUGACCGGCCCGGCGCUGUACGGCCUGCUGACCUAUGUGACCGGCGCACCGGGCCCGCCCAGCCCACGUGCACUGCGCAUUCUGUCACGCCUCACCUGCAACCCUGCCUGCCUCGAGGCCUUCGUGCGCAGCUAUGGCGCGGCGCUGCUGCGGGCCUGGCUGGUGCUGGGGGUGGCGCCUGACGAUUGGCCGGCACCACGUGCCCGGCCCACUCUCCACAGCCGGCACCGAGAGCUGGGUGAGUUCCCAUACCCACCCGUCUCCUUGCCCCCAUGUGAGUCCCCAUCCUCCCCCAUGGCUUCCAUGGGCCCAGAACCUCACCUUCCCACUCACCUGUCCUCCCCAGCCCGUCCUCCAGACAACCUGUCACCAGAGUGGGGUGGGGAGCAGGGCGUUCCAGUCCCUCCAUGGGCCCACAGGCAGAGUUCUGCUGUGUCCUCUGCCCUAGCCCUGGGACCCAGAUACCCUAACUCUAGAUGCAGCCCCGCGCCCAGGAUCUGGGCUGGUCUGUGCUUCUUUCCUGGCUCUGCCAUUGGUUCAGCACUGUCCUGACUGCUCCCCACCAGCACGCUGACCUGUGAACCCCAGCCUCACCAUCACCCCCAGCACUGCCAGGGACUGCCCUGUCUGCUGUGCCCUGACCACAGGCUGCUUCAUGGCGUUACUGCUAGACCAAGGAGCCCUUCUGCUGGCCCUGUCCGGGCAUAACAGAAGGCUCGCACUCUUGUCUUCUGGUCACACCUCACUAUGUCCCCUCAGCUCCUAUCUCUGUAUGGCCUGGUUUUUCCCAGGUUAUGAUUAUAGAGCGAGGAUUAUUACAAUAUUGGGAUAAAGAGUAAUUACUACAAACUAAUGAUUAAUGAUAUUCAUAUAUCUCUAAGAUCUAUAUCUGGUAUAACUAUUCUUGUUUUAUAUUGUAUUAUACUGGAACAGCUCGUGUCCUCCGUCUCUUGCCUCGGCGCCUGGGUGGCUUGCCGCCCACACUUCAGGGGCCCAGACUUACACCCUGACUGUCCCACCUUCUGUCCUUGUCCUGGACCUCAGGUUCCCAGCGUCCCGAGCCCAGCACUGUCUCUUCAGUGCCCUGAUUUCUCACCCAGAGGUUUCACCCUCCUUCAUCUCACGGGCCCAGAGCCCUGUCUCACUCACCCCACCUGUCUUAGACCCCAGUUCCCAGCCUGACAAGCUUUCCACUCACAGGGGAGAGGCUACUGCAGAACCUGACGGUUCAGGCUGAGUCGCCCUUUGGGGUUGGGGCCCUGACGCACCUGCUGCUCUCUGGGAGCCCUGAGGACCGAGUGGCCUGCGCGCUGACCCUGCCCUUCAUCUGCCGGUGAGUGGGAAGUGGGUGCCUUGCGGGGUUGGGGGAGGAGUGCUGUGUUUCCCAGGCCCGUUGCCCACCUUUUGAAAGGCCCUCUCUUCCCUGUAGGAAGCCCUCUCUGUGGCGCCGGCUGCUUCUGGAGCAGGGUGGUCUCCGGCUCCUCCUUGCGGCGCUGACCCGGCCGGCCCCACACCCGCUCUUCCUCUUCUUUGCCGCGGACUCCCUUUCCUGCCUCCAAGACCUGGUGUCUCCCACUGUGAGCCCAGCUGUCCCACAGGCAGUCCCCAUGGACCUAGACUCACCUUCCCCUUGCCUCUAUGAACCUCUGCUGGGCCCAGCCCCUGUCCCAGCUCCCGACCUGCACUUCCUGCUGGACUCAGGCCUCCAGCUCCCUGCCCAGCGAGCGGCCUCAGCCACCGCCUCCCCUUUCUUCCGGGCCCUGCUGUCAGGCAGCUUUGCAGAAGCCCAGAUGGACCUGGUGCCCCUGCGAGGUCUGUCGCCUGGUGCAGCCUGGCCUGUCCUGCAUCAUUUGCAUGGUUGUCGGGGGUGUGGGGCUGCCCUGGGGCCCGUGCCCCCACCAGGCCAGCCCCUGCUGGGUUCAGAGGCCGAGGAGGCACUGGAGGCUGCUGGCCGUUUCCUACUGCCUGGGCUGGAGGAGGAGCUGGAAGAGGCCGUGGGCCGCAUCCACCUGGGACCCCAGGGUGGCCCGGAGUCAGUGGGUGAGGUGUUCCGCCUGGGCCGGCCCCGGCUGGCUGCCCACUGUGCCCGCUGGACACUGGGGUCAGAGCAGUGCCCGAGGAAGCGGGGUCUGGCCCUGGUGGGGCUUGUGGAGGCAGCAGGUGAAGAGGCAGGGCCCCUGACGGAGGCUUUGCUGGCUGUGGUGAUGGGGAUUGAGUUGGGGGCAAGGGUCCCUGCCUAGACUGUUGACGUCCCCUGGGAAGGGGACCCAAGGAUGAAUUGGCUGUGAAGGAUCCUCCCUGAGACUGGCAAGGGAGGAGGCUGAGCAGAAGGAGUCAUCAUGGAGGAGCGGUGAGAACAUGGAACCGGACUCCAAGAUGACGAUCUAAAGACCCGGGAGCGAGAAGCCAAGGCCAGGUUCUGGGUGUAGGGCCCAGAGAAGCAGAACAGCCCAGAGCCCCAGGUGCCUGGCCUGGCCUAGACCUCUGGAAUUGAGAUUAAACAAUUUGGAGUUGGAUA
Homo sapiens (human) is the source of this 4673-nucleotide messenger RNA. RefSeq names its product armadillo repeat containing 5 (gene ARMC5). The coding region runs from base 530 to 2707 and encodes 725 amino acids. The transcript has 4 exons. The record is from RefSeq and is marked reviewed. Gene Ontology annotation, biological process: proteasome-mediated ubiquitin-dependent protein catabolic process; protein ubiquitination. NCBI's taxonomy places the organism in Eukaryota, Metazoa, Chordata, Mammalia, Primates, Hominidae. Gene Ontology annotation, cellular component: membrane; chromosome; cytoplasm. Gene Ontology annotation, molecular function: ubiquitin protein ligase activity; ubiquitin-like ligase-substrate adaptor activity.